AUGGUGUUCAAUAAGUUAGUUUCAUUCCAAUUGGACUAUGCUCCUCAGUAUCAGAUCACAAAGUACAUUUCAGAAAGAACAAAAUUACAACUGGUUCAUGUAAAUCAUAAAUCAUCACCUUUAGUGCAAGGAUAUUUUGCUGUUGCCACCGAGUGUCCCACUGAUUCAGGAACUCCUCACACUUUGGAACAUCUUAUCUUUAUGGGUUCUCAGAAGCAUCAUUAUAAGGGUCUCUUAGAUACGGCCGGUAAUCUAUGUAUGUCAUCAACUAAUGCCUGGACUGCCACGGAUCAGACAGUUUACACCCUGACGACGGCUGGAUGGAAAGGUUUCCAAAAAUUGUUACCUGCCUAUUUAGACCAUAUUUUGAAUCCAACUUUGACAGAUGCAGCUUGUAUGACCGAAGUUUAUCACAUUGAUCCAGAAGAUUUGACAGAUAAGGGUGUGGUUUAUAGUGAAAUGGAAGCCAUUGAAUCACAAAGUUGGUUUGUAACGAUGUUAGAGAAGCAAAGGUUACUAUUUCCCCAAGGAUCUGGCUAUAGAUCUGAAACUGGGGGCUUAACCAAUAAUUUAAGGAAGCUCACAAACGAGGAAAUCAAGAGCUUCCACAAAAGUCAAUAUUCUUCCCAUAAUUUAUGUAUUAUUGUGUGUGGUAAUGUGCCAGAAGAUGAAUUACUCGCAACUGUACAGGAAUUUGAUGACUCAAUAAAAGAAAUGAAAACUACCAGACAAAGACCAUUUGUUGACACAAAGGAAUCUCAGAUUCCAAAAUCAAGAAAUGAAAUCGUCGAAUCCACCGUUGAAUUCCCAGAAUUAGAUGAAUCGCAAGGUGAAAUACUAUUUUCUUGGAUUGGUGAAUCAUAUAUGGAUCAUAAGAAUGAUUUGGCAGUGUCAAUGCUACUUGAUUACUUUACAGAAACUGCUCUUGCGCCAUUUGUAAAGCAGUUGGUUGAAAUUGACGAUCCUAUGGCUAACUCAGUGGAUUAUUGGACAGAUGAUUUCAUGCGAACGAUUGUUAACUUAGGAAUUCACGGUGUUCCAACUGAAAAAUUGGAUCAAACCAAGGCAAAGGCACUUGAAAUUUUAAAAACUCACAGGAUGGAUUUAACUAGAAUGAAGCAAGUUAUCGAUAACAGCAAGUGGGAGUACGUUUUGAGAUGUGAAAAGAAUGGUGAUAGUACUUUAUCACAAGCUGCUAUUACGGAUUUCAUCUAUGGUAAAGAAGAUGGCUCGUCAUUAGUCUCAUCCAUUAAAACUUUAAAUGAUUUCGAUGAUAUAAUGGCUUGGAACAUCGAACAAUGGAAUGAGCUCUUAUCUAAAAUUCUUAUUGAGAAUAAACCAGUUAUUGUACUCGGAAAACCAAGUUCCUCAUUAUAUGAAAAUUUAGACGAGGAAAAGGCAAAAUUAAUUAAAAAGAGAAAAGAAGAAUUCACUGCCGACACUAAGGCAGAAUUAUUAGAGGCGUUAUCUAAGGCAAAGAUUCAUAACGAUAAGCCUAUCCCAACAGAAUUGCUUGCUAAAUUCGAAAUUGAGGAUCCAUCAAAAAGUGUUGAAUUUAUAAAAACUGAGAACGUUUGUCUAACCUCUCUUGUAGAAAAUACCUCUAUUAGUGCCUUGAACAAGAAACUUAUCGAAGCCAAACCUACAAAUUUUCCUUUCUCUCUUCACCUGGAACAUUUUCCAUCUCAAUUUAUAGAAUUACACUGUCUUUUAAAUUCUACUCAAAUUAAGGAUACCACUUUAUUACCAUACUACCAUAUACUUGAUGAAUUAUUUUCUAUGCCAAUGAAGGAUGAAAAUACAGGGGAAGUUAUUUCAUAUGAAGAUGUGGUAUCACAAUUAAAGUCAGAAACUGUGGAUUCACAAAUCAGUCUUGGUUUGCAGGGUCAAGCUCCCGAUUUGAUUGAUAUUAGAAUUAGAUGUAAAUCAGAUAACUACUCUCAAGCUGUUAAAUGGAUUGAGCACUGCUUAUUCGAUAUGAUAUUCGAUGAGAAGCGUGUUUCUGUUUUGUUAGAAAACUACCUUAAUUCCAUAGUUGAAUUGAAAAGAGAAGGUGAUAUUAUGUUGGAAUCAAUAACAAGCAGGAAUUUAUAUACCGAAAGAAGUGUUAAAAAGUCAGUGGAUCCUUUAUUUGUUGAAAAGCUAUGUGAAGAUAUUUUAGAUGAUAUUGAAGACGGAAAAUUCAAAUCGAAGAUUUUACCAAGAUUGGAGACUAUGAGAGACCAACUAAAAGAAAGCUUUACUAGGCUACAAUUUUUGGUGUUGGGUGAUAUACACAAGAUCAGUAGUAAUUUCUAUAAGCCUUGGGAGGGUUUUAUUACACGUUACGCUAAUGUCAUUCCAGCUGGAUAUCAGGUGAAGGCAGUUCCUCCAAUUCCAAGGCCUUUACUUGCAGUUUCAAAUUUGUGCAAGUCACCAGCUUCAAAAGCCUUUAUUAUCACGACACCUGCCUCAGAGUCCUCUUAUAUGAAUGUUCUUACUCCUGUCAAGUUUGAUUUGAAUUACGAUCAUCCAGAUUAUGCAGCAGUCUCUUUGGCAUCAGAAUAUUUGCAAUGUGUGGAAGGUCCAUUCUGGAAAGGUAUUCGUGGCCAAGGUUUUGCCUAUGGCGCUAACAUGCGCAGAUUAACAGAGAUCAAUUCUUGGGGUUUUAAUAUUUACAGGGGGGCUGACAUUAUCAAGUGUUAUCAAACAGCCAGGGAAAUUGUUAAAAGCUACUCGGAUGGAACUGUGAAAUUCGACCAACAGUUGAUAGCGGGUGCCGUUAGCAGUAUUAUCAACCGAAUUGCUACUAUUGAAAAUGGUUACUUUGCAUCUGGUAUUUCAAAUUUUGUUGAUGACAUUUUACUACAAAGAGGCAGGAAUUUCAAUGAGAAGUUUUUGAAAAGUUUGGAUGAGGUUACUGCUGACGAUUUAAGAAAUGCAAUUCAAAAAUACCUAGUCAACCUGUUUGUUCCAGAGAGGAGUGUGGUUUUCAUAAGUUGUCACCCAAGUAGGCUAGAAUCGACAAAAGAAUUUUUGGAAAGUGAGGACUUCGAAGUUGAAGUGGAAGAAUUAGAAGAUGACGAGGAAGACCAAUCUGAUAACGAAUCUGAAAAUCAAUCUUCAUGA
Kazachstania africana CBS 2517 is the source of this 3108-nucleotide messenger RNA. RefSeq names its product Sdd3p (gene SDD3). Lineage: Eukaryota; Fungi; Ascomycota; Saccharomycetes; Saccharomycetales; Saccharomycetaceae. The coding region runs from base 1 to 3108 and encodes 1035 amino acids. Gene Ontology annotation, molecular function: metal ion binding. The record is from RefSeq and is a predicted model, not a curated record. The transcript has a single exon.